Molecule: messenger RNA, 1404 nt
Organism: Pistacia vera
Lineage: Eukaryota; Viridiplantae; Streptophyta; Magnoliopsida; Sapindales; Anacardiaceae
Exons: 3
Coding region: 1-1404 (467 amino acids)
Source: RefSeq, a predicted model, not a curated record
AUGGCAAAGGACUGUAAAGUUACUCAGGCUAUUUCCCUUCAAACUGUUAGAGGUUCGACUGCCAGAAUUUACUCAGUGGCUGAGAAAGAAGCCAAAGCCAAUCCAUCUGCAGUUACUAGUCAGUUACAGUUCCACUCUACUUCUUUAUAUGUACUGAUUGAUUCUGGGGCUACCCAUUCUUUUAUCUCAUAUGGUAUUAUAAAAAGAUUAGGUUUAGAGCCUAGUAAAGUGGAACAUGCUGUUAAAAUUGAGAUGCCUAAUGGGGAGAAUUAUGUUGCUGAUAAGUUAUUAAUGGAGGAAACUAUAGUGAUUGAUGGGCCUGAGUUGAAUGUUGAUUUAAUUAUUUUUUAUAUGCCUGAUUUUUAUAUGAUUUUGGGAAUAGACUUCCUGAGCAAAUUUGGAGUAUUGAUAGAUUGUCGGAAGAAGAAAGCCAGGUUUAAUUUAGAUGCUGGAGACAAAUUCACCUUUGGGGAAGGUCAUCUACACAGCCUGAUGAUAAGUGCAGUGAAAGUAAUGAGGAUGAUAAGGAAGGGUUGUACAGGGUACAUAGCUAAUGUGGUGAAUAAAGAAAAGUUUCCAGACUUUAGUGUUCGGGAUGUACCCAUAGUACGAGAAUUCGAAGAUGUAUUUCCAGAAGAUUUGCCAAGACUCCCUUCAGAAAGUGAAGUGGAGUUUCGUAUAGAUUUAUCCCUUGGUACGGUACCAAUAUCUAAGGCUCCAUAUAGAAUGGCUCCAGCAAAGUUACAAGAGUUAAAGAAACAGCUUCAGGAGUUGUUGGAUAAAGAUGACAUCCUGGUCUAUUCCAAAACAAAGGAAGAUCAUGAAGAGCAUUUGAGAUUUGUGUUACAAAUACUAAGGGAGAAAAAGUUAUAUGCUAAAUUCUCCAAAUGUGAGUUUUGGUUGGAUCAAGUAGCAUUCUUGGGACAUGUUGUUUCACAAAAGGGUAUUUCAGUAGACCUUAGAAAGAUUGAAGUAGUGAUUGAAUGGCCAAGACCAAAGAUUGUAAAAGAAGUUAGAAGUUUUCAUGGGUUAGCAAGGUAUUACAGGAAAUUUGUGGAAGGCUUUGCUAAAUUAGCUUCUCCACUCACAGCUCUAGCAAAAAAAGAAGCCCAAUUCAGAUGGACUGAAACUUGUGAGAAGAGUUUCCAAGAAUUAAAAAGAAGAUUAACUACUGCUCUUGUUUUAACUCUUCCAGAGGAUGGAGUAGAUUAUGAUAUUCAUACAGAUGCUUCUCAUAAUGGUUUGGGGGUAGUAUUGAUGCAAAAAGGUAGGGUGAUUGCUUAUGCCUCUCGUCAGCUGAAAGACUAUGAAAAGAGGUAUCCCACUCAUGACCUCGAAUUAGCAGCUCCAGGGAAAGCUAAUGUAGUUGCAGAUGCCCUUAGCAGGAAAGUCUCCUUAGCUUAG